This is a messenger RNA of Cyanidioschyzon merolae strain 10D, 1311 nucleotides long. RefSeq lists its product as hypothetical. Lineage: Eukaryota; Rhodophyta; Bangiophyceae; Cyanidiales; Cyanidiaceae. The transcript has a single exon. The record is from RefSeq and is a predicted model, not a curated record. Bases 1 to 1311 code for a protein of 436 amino acids.
AUGGAUGUUGGCGGCACCACGCCGGCGCUGCGACGGUUGCCCUGGCGGCAGCAGCACACCCGCGCAGCACCAGGAAGUAGGAACGCUGAACCAGCGAAGCGAGUACAGCAGCUCAAUUUUUUCCAACAGCUAUGGCAAACUGGACUCGUGCUUGUCGUACUCUUCUUCUGUGCAGUGCUCGUGCAGUUGAACGUUCUAUACUGGGGCGUUCCAUUUCGGACGCGCUUCUCUGCACCUCUUGCCUUCGUUUUCACCCCGAGAAUGCCCGAAAACGACACGCUGGGGAUUGUUAUUGCCGAAGCGGAAGCGGCGCUGCCUUCUCUGCUCGUUCGCAGGCUAUGGACUAGGCGGCGAACACUCGUACCGCUGGAAAGCGGUCGCUCUCGUAACCCAGACCGCUGCAUGCCGUCGAGUGACGGGCAAGGUCGCUGUGAAGCGAGCGGUACACUUAACGCUGUCCUGCACUGGGUACUGCCAGAGUCGGUCCGAAAUCAGCAGGCUGGGACUGUGACGGUGGUUCUGACGAUGUGGCAGGAACCGCAUCCGCGAGUAUACCGGCGGGCUAGGGUACCUGCGUUACCGCUCUGUGAGCAGCGGCGCAGCGUCCGCGUUUUGGCCUAUCGUUCGAGCACUGAGCGGGCCAUGCAAAGCCUUCUCACGUUGCCGCAUUCCUUUCUGAGCGCUCUGAGCGUUUGGCGCUGGACCCAAAAGCCGGUCGGUCUCGCGAGCCGAGACGCUCAGCUGCGUAGCAUUGAGCUGCUCCGUUGUGCUACUUUGCAAAUCGUCCAAGAGGCACGGAGCACGCCUGUGUUUCGAACGUGGAAUGCUUCCCGAAGGGCGGCUUUUCAUUUUGCCGUGGUGAUGUUGCGAACGGUAGCUCACUGGAUAGGCGUCCUCAGCGAUAAUGUGAUCCGUCGACUAUUCCGUGACCAGCUGCUAGGCGGCCUCAUUUCUCUGAUACCGCUGGGUAUCGGUGAGUGGAUCAACGAUCGCUUUGUUCGCUCGCAUCCGCCAGUGCAAAUGCUCGUGCGGCUGGAGCUCUACCAGUUUGCGGCGAUGGAAAGCGCCUCCGCGUAUGAUCGAGCACAGUUUCCGUUCAUGGAAAUGGAGGACGGCUCCGCGACGAUGCACUUUGAGUGGGUACUUGUGGGAUGGCGGCGUUUUUUGCGGCAACACUACUUUUUGGGUACGCUGCUGGGAUCCUGGAUACUUUUCGGAAUCUUCGCUUUACUGUAUCUCACAUACAAGAUCGGAACGGGUAUCUGGAGAGCGUCUCAGCCAGCGCAAGUCCAGCAAUGGAAUACGCAGUGA